UGAUAUUCAUCUUCUACUACAUUACGAGAAAAAAACUGUAUUUGCAACUACAAGGUGAAAUGGAAACUGGAGAGUACAGUGAGACGGUGAAGCGCAUGAAACCUUCAAUGGAUAGCGUGGCUGCGGAUGAUAGUAAUGCAAUUGUGAGGGCUUCAGGGGAAGACACUGAGGGUGAGGGCAACACCAUUGUUGGCUCUGAGCAAAUGCUGGUGGAGAAUGCUCACAUUCAUGAGAAGAUUAAUCGCUUUACUCAGCUGGUGUCUGAGCUGCUGGAAUCAGGGAAGUCAAUGCUGGAGGAUCUUAGUAAAGAAUUUGAAGAAAGAUUAUUUCAAAUCCACAAGGAACAGAUGGCUAAGUGGGAGGAGGAGAUUCAGGAACUACAGUUGCUUGAUGCCUCAAAUGAGGAGACUAAUGCUGUUUUGCACAAUGCUAGGUGUCUACUUCAGAAUGUUCCCGGUCAAUCUUAAAGGUAAAUUCUGGCGUCAUUUUAUCCACAGAUAGGAACACAUUAAUUGGAUUAAAUUAAUAGCUUGUUGCUAACAUUAGCAUCUUUUGAGCUGCAAAAUUACAAUUAAGAACUUAAAACUGUUUGAGGUCUUUGGCUGCAACAUAAUAGUUUUGGUAUCAACAUACAGAAGAAUGUUAAUUUGGGACUGUUUCUUCUUGUCAUUUUCCUCUUUCUACCAGGUGCAGUUAGUAUCAAAAUUGAAUGGCGUAUUCUGACUUGUGGAACUGAUGAAUCUACAGAGAAUGAAAGUUCUGCAAAUUUGUUUUGUUGUUUUCUGAUACUUGUGAAUAACUCUUAUCUUCUGUUUUGGGGUUUUAAUCUAGAAGCGAAGAAUGUUUCAAAUAGGUUUUUAGACAGCAGAAUCUAGAUACAUCAUGAGGCUUGGUGUUUGAUUUUAUUAAUGCACGUGGUGACACUGAUCAUGUCCCACUUUUGCUUCAGUCAUUUUCUAAGGCACAUUAAACAUCUACUCUGAAGUUCUAAAAUUUUUUCACGUGCCAAUUCAGAACAUUUGAACUUGAUGCUUCUUGUCACUGAAAAGAUACAGUGCUUUUGAGGUUAAAUUUAGUUAUUGAACAUUUACUUCUGCACAUGAGUUCAUUUUUUGCGUAUCUUUUAGCUGGAAAGUGACGAAAGUUCAACCCGUAUGCUGCAGCUAGGUGGCAUAAACAGGUACCCUUAGUAUCAGUUUCAUUUCAUUUUUGAUCAUUAGGAUGCUGGUCUCAUCAUUCUAUGCCAGGUUGUCUGGGGACAUUGGAUCUACAUUUCCAGGGUUUGGCUAUAGAGACAUGAGGAUCUGCGUACUGAUAGUGUCGAACUUUGAAUGGGUUACCAAGGAAAAAAGCAAUAAACCAGUGUAAAUGCAGAUAGAAGUACUUUUAGGCAGUACUAGCAUACGCAUCAAGUUAGAAAGACAUAACCAUUGAGAACAUCUUUUGGUCGGCCUUGGCACCGUUGAAAUCAAGUUGAUAGAGUUGACAGCUUGCUGCCUUUCCUCCAGUUUCACUUUUUACUCUGAAUUCCAGUAAAUAAAGAUCAUGAAUUUUGUAUCUAAUAGGUCCAAUAGGUUAGUCGCAUUCUUCACUUCUGGUGUUUUGGUCGCUUGCAAUUACUGAUCAAGCGCUCCAGAUAAUGGUA
Coffea arabica (coffee) is the source of this 1645-nucleotide messenger RNA. The record is from RefSeq and is a predicted model, not a curated record. Lineage: Eukaryota; Viridiplantae; Streptophyta; Magnoliopsida; Gentianales; Rubiaceae.